Dinoponera quadriceps is the source of this 1496-nucleotide messenger RNA. It is a transcript of the gene TfIIEalpha, whose product is annotated as general transcription factor IIE subunit 1. Lineage: Eukaryota; Metazoa; Arthropoda; Insecta; Hymenoptera; Formicidae. The transcript is spliced from 8 exons. Bases 234 to 1496 code for a protein of 420 amino acids. Gene Ontology annotation, biological process: transcription initiation at RNA polymerase II promoter; transcription open complex formation at RNA polymerase II promoter. Gene Ontology annotation, cellular component: transcription factor TFIIE complex. The record is from RefSeq and is a predicted model, not a curated record.
GAAUAAUUAAUAUGUAUACUUAUUUGUUACAUUUGUUACCUCGAUAUUCGUAGUAUUUUCGUAACAUAAUAUUUAUGUGGAACAUUUUUAAGAAUACAUUUGUGAUUAUGCUGCCAUAUAAUUUUGCAAGCUUUGUGUGACCAAUAAUAAUAACAUUAUUGAUAAACUACUGAUAUUAUUAUUACUUCGCAACGAUAUCGAUUGUUAAAGAGCUAUUUAAAAUCGUGUAAAACAUGAGCGCUGAGGAGAGGCUUGUCACUGAGGUUCCUAGUAGCUUGAAACAGCUCGCACGUCUUGUUGUACGUGGAUUUUAUUCCAUAGAGGAUGCGCUAAUUGUGGACAUGUUAGUUAGAAAUCCAUGUAUGAAGGAGGAUGAUAUUUGUGAAUUGCUGAAAUUCGAACGCAAGAUGUUGAGAGCCAGGAUAUCCACAUUACGCAAUGACAAGUUCAUUCAAGUGAGAUUAAAAAUGGAGACGGGAUCUGACGGCAAAGCUCAAAAAGUCAACUAUUAUUUUAUCAAUUACAAAACCUUUGUAAAUGUUGUGAAGUAUAAGCUGGAUUUAAUGAGGAAGCGAAUGGAGACUGAAGAGAGGGAUGCGACCAGCAGGGCUAGCUUCAAAUGUACAAAUUGUUUAAAAACAUUUACCGAUCUUGAGGCGGACCAACUGUUCGACAUGACAACCGGUGAGUUUAGAUGUACGUAUUGUCGUGAAGUGGUGGAGGAGGAUCAGUCUGCUCUACCGAAGAAAGAUUCUAGAUUAUUAUUAGCAAAGUUUAACGAACAAUUGGAGCCGCUCUAUAUACUGUUAAGGGAAGUGGAAGGGAUAAAAUUAGCGCCCGAGAUAUUGGAACCAGAACCUGUUGAUAUCAACACCAUUCGGGGUAUCGACACGAGAAAACCGAUCAUUCCUCGUGCACCUGGCGAACACUGGUCAGGCGAAGCUACCAGAACGACAGGCUUUAUGGUGGAAGAUACUAGAGUAGACGUUACUAUUGGAGACGAGUCUCCUGAUGAUAACGCAGCGAAUCACAGGAAGGAAAGGCCUAUAUGGAUGAUGGAGAGCACAGUUAUCAAUGCCGAUGGUUCUCAGUCUGACGGUAUAAAUACGCAGGAGAGCAUCCUGGACAAAGCUGCGGCCACUGCCACAAAUGCGACCACAACGAACAACAAGCAGGGUGACGAUAUCAUGUCGGUAUUGUUGGCUCACGAGAAGAAGAGUGGCGGUAACUCGGCGGCGGCCAUUAAAGCUACACUCCCUCAGGAUUCCAGCGAUAGCAGUGAUAACGAGGAGAUAUCAGAGAUGCAGACCGUCGAUGCAGGCGAGGUGGAGAUGAUGGAUUCGGACGAGGACGAGCUCGCGCCGACUGUCAGUGUCGCCGGCAAGACCGUCGCCAUCACCGACGUGAACGAUACUCUGAUCGCGCAGAUGACACCCAUGGAGAAGGAGGCUUACAUCCAGGUGUAUCAGGAAUUUUACUCGCAUAUAUACGAUUAA